Canariomyces notabilis is the source of this 1644-nucleotide messenger RNA. RefSeq lists its product as uncharacterized. Gene Ontology annotation, molecular function: NEDD8 activating enzyme activity. Lineage: Eukaryota; Fungi; Ascomycota; Sordariomycetes; Sordariales; Chaetomiaceae. Gene Ontology annotation, biological process: protein neddylation. The record is from RefSeq and is a predicted model, not a curated record. Gene Ontology annotation, cellular component: cytoplasm. The transcript has 5 exons. Bases 1 to 1644 code for a protein of 547 amino acids.
AUGACAGAAAUCGUGAUGAGCCAGACCCCUCCAAUUCUCCAUGGCCCUUCAGAAAAGGAGCGUAAAUAUGACCGCCAGCUGAGGCUAUGGGCUGCAAGUGGCCAGUCCGCACUAGAGUCGGCGAAUAUCCUCUUGGUGAAUUCUGGAUCAGGAGUAGUUGGAGUAGAGACUCUGAAAAAUCUCGUAUUGCCAGGCAUCGGUCGCUUCGCCAUCUACGACGAGGCUUGUGUUAAUGAAGCCGAUCUGGGCGUGAAUUUCUUCCUGGAUGACAGCUGUCUGGGCAAAUCCCGGUCCCAGAGCCUAACCGAGCUCCUUCUGGAGCUGAAUCCGGAAGUGCAGGGCACAUGGUAUCCAAACGAGAGCGUCGAGGCCCUUGAGUCGGUCCUGGCUUCAUCACCAGUCUUCACAGUUGUCAUGUAUACACACCCCAUUAGUCCGAAACAGCUCUCUCUCUUGGAGGCCUACGGCCAAGAGCACAAAACCCCGCUGGUGGCAAUACACUCUGCCGGGUUCUACUCUUAUUUUCAGAUCAAUCUUCCUGGGGCUUUCCCGAUCGUCGAUACUCAUCCGGACGAGACGGCGACGACUGACCUUCGGCUGCUCUCUCCGUGGCCGGAGCUGGUUGCAUUCUCAGAGGGCCUAACCAAAGACAUAGACAAUCUAGACGACUUUGAACAUGGUCACCUGCCGUAUGUGAUGAUACUUCUCCACUAUCUCGAGCGGUGGAAAGCGACGCACGACGGGAAGUACCCCGCAACAUACAAGGAUAAGACCGAGUUCCGAAGGAUGGUGCAGAGCGCAGCGAGGACCAAUAAUCCCGAGGGUGGCGAAGAGAACUUUGACGAGGCCGCUGCUGCCGUUCUCAGGACCCUUGUGUAUCCGUCGCUGCCAUCAGGGUUGAAAGAGGUGUUCGAAUACCAGCAUACAGACCCCGUUGAGCAGAGAUCAGGGUUCUGGAUCAUUGCCGAUGCAGUCAAAAAGUUCUAUGACAAGCACCAGUGCUUGCCCCUUCCAGGCAAAGUCCCGGACAUGAAGGCUCAGUCCAAGGUGUACAUCCAGUUACAGUCCAUCUACAAGGCCAAAGCCCGCAAGGAUGCUGCCGAAAUAUUGGAGACAGUUCGGUCCAUGCCUGGGGGCCAGAACAUCGAUCCCGCAGAAGUGGAACUCUUCUGCAAGAACGCGGCCUUUGUCAAGCUCAUCAAUGCCACAGGAGGGAAGAUCAGCAGGGCAGAUCGCUUGAGGGCAGUAGCAGACCAAGAAUUCUCCUCAGAUCAGACGGCGGAACUGACGCUGUCCCCGCUCUCGCUUCUGCCAAUCUAUCUCGCCCUGCAGCCGACCGCUCACAUGACGGGCCUUUACUCCUCCUCACCUGACGCCAACGCCGCCGCCAACGCCAUUAGCGCUGACGAGAUCCUCAGGGGCGUCGCCGAGCUGGUGCCCGGGGCGGAGCAGAACGAGCGGGUUAUCCAGGCCGCACGCGAGGUGGCGCGAGCAGGCGGGGGCGAGCUGCACAACAUUGCCGCUCUGACGGGCGGGAUGGUAGCGCAGGAGAUGAUCAAGAUCAUCACCAAGCAGUACGUUCCAAUCGAUAACACAUGCGUGUUUGACGGCGUGGCGAGCCGCUGUCAGGUGCUGAGGUUAUGA